GACUUAGCAGAACAUGAAUGCUACUGGGACUUUCGGGAAAAGGCCGCCUCCUAGUGACUAAAUAUGGCAAACCCAACCCAAAGCCGUUCCAUCUCCCACUUCCACUAUGCCAUUUCCGUUCCGCCUCGGCUCUCGUCGCAGCAGAAACUACCCCUUUUGCCGUCUCAAUCUCCAUGCUCUCCACUUCAAAUCCCUCUUUUCUUCCUCCUCUUCGCUUCCCAAUCCCCCUUCCCGAAUCCAACCUCAACCGGAACAAGAACUCGAGUUCCCCUCCCUCGUCGUCCGCCUCAUCCUCGCCCAUUCCGGCGACCACAUCACCUUGUCCAACCGCCUCCCCACCUCCCCAUGGCCGCCCCACCUCGUCGACCGUGUCCUCAAGCUUCUCUGGAACGACGGUCCCCGCGCCCUCCUCUUCUUCCGCGCCCUCCUCCAACUCCGCUCCUUUCGCCCCGCCGCCUCCUCCUUCGACCACGCCGUAGACCUCGCCGCGCGCCUUCGCGACCGGCGAGCCGUAGCCUCCAUCCUCUCCCACCGUGACCGCUUCGCUAUCCCCCCUUCGCCACGGACUUUCGCCAUCCUCUUCGAGCGCCAUGUCGGCGCCGGCAAGCCCGAACUCGCCGUGCGCACCUUCCUCUCCAUGCACCACCAAGGGUGCCCCCAGGACCUUUCCUCCUUCAACACGCUCCUCGACGUCCUCUGCAAGUCCCGCCGCGUCGAGAAGGCCGCCUCCCUUCUCAAGGUCUUCCGCGGCCGGUUUCGCCCUGACGCCGUGACCUACAACAUCAUCGCCGACGGAUGGUGUCGGAUCAAGCGCACUCCCAAAGCGCUCGAGGUGCUGCGUCAGAUGGUGGACUCCGGGAUCGAGCCGACGAAGAACACUUACAACAUUCUGCUUAAGGGGUUCUUCAGGAUAGGGCAGGUGAAUGAGGCGCUGCAAUUCUUCAAGCAGAUGAAGAAGAGAGGACGGAGGGGUGGUCCUGGUGAUUUGGAAUGCCGACCUGAUGUCGUCUCGUACACCACGAUGGUGCACGGGCUCGGCCUUGCCGGGCUGCUACAAAAAGCUCGGAAGGUAUUCGAUGAAAUGAUUUCCGAGGGCUGCUUGCCUUCAGUGGCAACCUACAAUGCGUUGAUCCAGGUAAACUGCAUAAAGGGUUGUGUUAAAGAUGCCAUCUUGCUGUUUGAUGAAUUGACGAGGAAGGGUUACACUCCUAAUACAAUUACUUACAAUCUGCUGAUUCGAGGGCUUUGCCACGCCGGGGAGAUGAAUGAAGCGAUGGAUUUUUUCCGAAGGAUGAAGCUCGACAACUGCGAGCCAAAUGUGCAGACGUUUAACCUUUUAAUAAGGCAUUGGCUUGAGGAGGGCAAGUUUGAGAAAGGCUUGGAGCUGUUUGGGAGAAUGCACGAGAAGGAGAGCUGUUUGCCAAAUCUGGACACUUAUAAUGUGAUUAUAAGUGCAAUGUUCUCGAGGAGACGGUCUGAGGACAUGCUAGUAGCUGGGAAGAUGGUGAUGGAGAUGGUGGAGAGGGGUCAUUUGCCAAGGAAGUUCAUGUUCAAUCGUGUCUUGAAUGGUCUGUUAGUGACCGGGAAUCAGGAGUUCGCGAAAGGUCUUUUGAGAUUGCAGGAGAAACAUAAAUGUCUUGGUCGGCGUAUUAGAUUGUGAUAUUGUCAUAUUCAAACAUAAAUGUCUUGAUCGGCACAUGCCUCUUCAAUA
Zingiber officinale is the source of this 1711-nucleotide messenger RNA. Its product is annotated as pentatricopeptide repeat-containing protein At1g74900, mitochondrial-like. Lineage: Eukaryota; Viridiplantae; Streptophyta; Magnoliopsida; Zingiberales; Zingiberaceae. The record is from RefSeq and is a predicted model, not a curated record. Gene Ontology annotation, molecular function: protein binding. The transcript has a single exon. The coding region runs from base 107 to 1660 and encodes 517 amino acids.